Messenger RNA from Penicillium maclennaniae, 1119 nucleotides. Its product is annotated as sialidase family protein. Bases 1 to 1119 code for a protein of 372 amino acids. Lineage: Eukaryota; Fungi; Ascomycota; Eurotiomycetes; Eurotiales; Aspergillaceae. The record is from RefSeq and is a predicted model, not a curated record. The transcript has 3 exons.
AUGCCUAUCUCCUAUGGGUUUAAGACGGAGAUGGACGCACUUCCGGACUUUACAGGAUCCAACGUGAAACGCGAGCUAUCGGUUGACGUCCUCUUGAUCCUCCUGUGUCUCCUCAUCCGAUUUUCAUUCAUGCCUGGACAUCUGGGUCAAAAAGUUCUCAAUGCGCUAACUGGAGGCCACUCCAGCCAUCCUCCCGGUCAGAACCUCCCCGGUCGCGCUCAGAUCAACGAGGAUGAGCGCCCGUUAUCGUCGCCCCCCAAUGGAGGCACCUAUCCCCGCCUGGCCCGCCUCUCAGAUGGCUCCAUCCUAGCCUCCUUCACUCGGUUCCCAGAGGAUCAGCGAGCACUCUGUGUCGCGCGGAGCACGGAUAAUGGACGAACUUUUGAAAUGUUGUCCGAGGUCACCCGGGCGGCAGGAGAUGUGGAUAACAUGUUCCUGUUGGAAGUGGCUCCGGGCGUAGUCCUCGCAGCGUUCCGAAACCAUGAUAUCGGUCCCGAUGGCCCAUCCCAUUUCCGUAUCACCGUCUGGCGCCGGGGAGAGGUUCAACUCACCUACUCUCAAGAGUUUGCGCACAACAACCAGUGCACUAUGCUUGUUGUCUCGCAAGAUCAGGGAAGUACGUGGACCCAACCGGCCUGUCUCCACGGCAAUAACGAUCCCCUUCGGGACGGCAUGAACGGUAUUGCGAAAACCAUCGACAAUGGCCGCGAGGCGCUGGUCAUGGUCUUUGAAACUACUCGGUACGGUCCUUUCAAUAUUGAAGCCCUCAUUUCCUACGACGAUGGUGCGACUUGGCACAAUCGCCAGGAAGUCUUCCGCCCGAAACAUGGACACAACGCGGGGUCUCCGCAGAUUGCCUCCUUCGCAGAUGGCUCCCUCGUAGUCGCCUUCAUGACAGAUGAGGACUCUUCUCAAGUGGAAUGGGUCAAGCACGCUGCAAUCAAGGUCGUAUUUGCCGGCCCACCUCACAAUGGGCAAAUCCAGUGGAGUGCUCCUUCGGUGGUUUCACCAGCUUCGAGUUUUUGGCCUGGCGUUAUGGCUCUAGAUCAUCAUACCGCACUGGUCACCUAUGACCGCGGAGGACCUCUAGCUAAAACGAUCACUUGGCAGCCCCAAUAG